UUGUCUCUAGAGCUCGAAGCGGCGGGUAGCGGAGCGGGCUUUCCGUGAACCGAGGCAGGCGAGCGCGGCUGGCAGCCUCCUCCGCGCCCAGCUCCAGAGCCCGGCACCACUGCACGGGGGGGACCUGCCCAGCGCCAGAGGCGGAGGGAGCCGCCUCACACCCCCCGCCCCCGCGACCCCGGUCCUCCUCCUCACCCCACUGGAUACGGCGAGGCAGAGGGAGACACUGCGGCGGAGGCUCCUGCUGGGGGACAGAAGCACCCGGAGAGAGGCGGCGCAGGCUGCGGGAAGCUCUGCCUGGCGCCCACCCAGCCCGAGGGAAGCCCCCAGGAUGCGGCUGAGACCCAGCGCCCUUCUGCGCUUCUACAGCCUCUGCGGGCUCCUCAUACAAGCGGCUGCUACCAAGAACAAAGUUAAAGGCAGCCAAGGGCAAUUUCCACUCACACAGAAUGUUACAGUUGUUGAAGGGGGAACUGCAAAUUUGACCUGCAGGGUUGAUCAAAAUGAUAACACCUCCCUCCAGUGGUCAAAUCCAGCUCAACAGACUCUGUACUUUGAUGACAAGAAAGCCCUGAGGGACAACAGGAUUGAGCUGGUUCGAGCUUCAUGGCAUGAACUGAGCAUCAGCGUCAGUGAUGUGUCUCUGUCAGAUGAAGGGCAAUACACCUGUUCUUUAUUUACUAUGCCUGUCAAAACUUCCAAGGCUUUUCUCACUGUUCUGGGUGUUCCUGAGAAGCCACAGAUUAGUGGAUUUACUUCACCAGUUAUGGAGGGAGAGAGGAUGCAGCUAACCUGCAAGACCUCUGGUAGCAAACCAGCAGCUGAUAUCAGAUGGUUCAAGAAUGACAAAGAGAUUAAAGAUGUCAAAUAUUUAAAAGAAGAGGAUGCAAAUCGCAGGACAUUCACAGUUAGCAGCACAUUGGAUUUCCGAGCGGAUCGGAGUGAUGAUGGUGCUGUUGUAAGUUGCAGAGUAGACCAUGAGUCCUUAAACUCCACACCUCAGAUAGCAAGGCAGGUUCUAGAAAUACACUAUACACCUUCAGUUAAAAUCAUAUCUUCCAGUUCAUGGCCAGAAGAAGGACAAUCUAUAGUUUUGACUUGUGAAUCCAAAGGAAAACCACUGCCGGAACCAGUAUUGUGGACAAAGGAUGGAGGAGAACUACCAGAUCCAGAGAGAAUGAUUGUCAAUGGUAGGGACCUAAGAAUUAGUUUCCUAAACAAAACGGACAAUGGUACAUAUCGAUGUGAAGCAACAAACCCUAUUGGCCAAAACAGCACAGAGUAUGUCCUGAUUGUACAUGAUGUUUCCAACACUUUGCUUCCCAUCAUUGUCAUCCCCUCACUUACCACUGCAACAGUCACAACCACUGUAGCCUUAACAACCAGCACAGCCACAUCGGCAACAGCCAUCAACACCAGAGACCCAAAUGCUUUGGCUGGACAGACUGGACCUGACCAUGCUCUCAUAGGAGGAAUAGUGGCUGUAGUUGUCUUUGUCACAUUAUGUUCUAUAAUUCUGCUUGGACGAUAUCUGGCAAGACAUAAAGGAACAUAUUUAACAAAUGAAGCUAAAGGAGCUGAAGAUGCACCUGAUGCUGACACAGCCAUUAUCAAUGCAGAAGGAAGCCAAGUCAAUGCAGAGGAGAAAAAGGAGUAUUUCAUUUAGAUGGAGACCUAGAUUCUCUGAGUUUUACUUAUCAGGCUGACUGCUGGGGAAAACUGGCUAUCAUCUUUCAGAAUUCAUUUCUGCCAUCUUCCGCAAACUUUAUUAACAUACAUACUGCUAUAAAUAGUCAGUUUAUGCCAACAAUCAGUUGUUGACAGCAUCAUUCUUUCUUUACAGUACCAUCCACAAUGCAGGACAUUUCUUAUUGCCUAAAAUUCAUUACAUACAUUAACAUACAGUGCUUGAAUAUACAGCCUUAACAAUGUUAAUCUUCAUCUUAAAUCAUGCUAUUGAGUUUUCUACAUUUUUAAAUGUUAUAUAGCUUUCUUCUUUUCCAGUUUUCUUUUAUCAUGGUCCCUAUCAAUAUGUCACUGGAUGAUUUUCAUAACAAAUACUAUUCAAUAAGGACAUAAUGUACUUACAUAAAACAUUAAAUCUAAGAUUAGAGGUUUACAAAGAAUGUUUUAUACAUGUCUAUAAUUCAAAGGCAACCUGUUUUUGAAACAUAUGCCCUAGGAACCACAAACUGAAAACAUCAUAAUAUAGUUUCUUGUAUGCUUGGAUUUGCUGGAAAAGGAGUAUCAAUACAUUGUUAAAAAUGGUACCUUGAUACUAAUUCCAUGCUUGGGUGGUAAUUACAUCAUACUGUAUUAUCUAUACAGAUUCUGUAGAGUUAGAGUAUUGUAGCUUCAUUCUGAAACAAAUUUAUUCAGCCCUUUUACUGCUUUUUGGGAUCACAAGAUUAGAUAUGUUUCUGCAAUUUCGGUUUUAAUAAUUUAUUUGCUUCAUAUGGACUCACCUGCCUAUUCAGAUAUGUAGUGUUCAUGGGGCACAAUUGCAAAGCAUUUUCCUAUCUGUAUAUAGUGCAUAUAAUAAAACCAAUUAAACAUUAUUUGAUACAUAUUUAACUUUUUUGGCUAUAGCUAAUUCAGUCACAAGUAAGCAUUUUUAAUGUCCAUUAUAUCCCUUUAGAUAUGACUUAAAUCAAUAUUCUGAAUAGAUAACAUGUAUUAGUAAUUUUUGUCUGUAUGUCCUAGCACUGUUCAGCAACAAACUUUUCUAGUUCUUGUUAAUUUUUAUUUGUUAUACAAUGGAAGCACAAUGUUAUAUGGAAAGGUAGUUUUAAGCUAACAACCAGUGCACAGCCUCAGGUUUUGAAUUACAACCACAUUUGAUUAAUAUCCUUAACAAAUACUGUUAUGUUGCUAAAUUCUCAAUUUUUAAUUUGGCAGUUCCAGAGCUGCUUAUCUAUGUUGGGUUGCCAAAAAAAAAAAAAGAAAAGAAAAGAAAAAAAAGUUAAAUGAUAUAUGUUUUGUGUAUACGGUAAAUGGACUAAUUCUUUAUAUUAAAUUCCUGUCUAUGCAUUUUGUGGGGUACAAACUUAUGUCACAGUGAAUGAUAGAGAAUUUCUGCCAGUGCUUUUAGCUCUGUGGUGAAAGUCUCUCUUAAAGUCUCAUGUUCUUAAAUAUGACAACAAAACACUAUAAGCCCAAUGGCUUAUUUCCUCUUCCACUGAAAUAAAAAUGGUGCCAGAUCAACACUUGGUAGUGAUUCCAUGCUGGAAAAUGAAAAUCUGUAUUGUUGGAAGUUCAUCUCCCUCUCCCAAGCGUUGCACCUUUGAAAAAUAAUAUUUCUAUAUGGUUGCUAUACUUGUGAAGUCUAAAAGCAUGACGGCUUAUUGUAAAGGAUUAUCUCUUGGGAUUUAUUUUUUGUGGGGGCAAGGGAGGGAGAAUCUGAACACAUCAUCAUGUAUUAAGAUAAAAUGGAAGACAAAGGUGCUGUGUCAGAUUAUUUAUCAGAAGAGUAUAAGCCUGUUAAGGAGAAUAUUAUAGUAUUUUUUUGUUUGUUUUCUUUCUUUCUUUUUGUUGAAACAUUUAUCUUGUUAAUUUCUAAGAAAAAGAGGGUGAUGUUGAUCAAGCAGCACUUUUUCAAAAUAUACAGAACAUAAAUAAUAUGAUGUGGUUGAGUGUUAACAUAAUAAAUCAUAUACAGUAUGCCAUUUUAAAGAAAUAAGUCUGCAUUGAUGUGAUUGCAUGCUUGUUUUUACAGUUCACUCCAUACCAUCUGUGAAAAAAAUGCAAUAAUAUGUUAAUAUAGUAUGGUAGUUUGAGAGAACCAGGUAGGUGCUACUAGACACAUUGAAACUAGUAUAGGUUUUCAAGAUAUUCAUGUCUUUCAAAGCAUACGCUUUUAAAAGGUUGGCAAAGGAAAUCAUUUAGUUUAGUACCAGAACAGAAAGGUUCUUGUCACAACAGUAAGUUGCAUUAACAGCAUUACAAUACUGUAUAUCUCAGUCUGAUUAGGGAGCCAAAAAAUCACUUAAGCAUGUGAGAAGUUCCACCUAAUUCAAUGGAACUACUCAUAUAUACUUAAAAAGUUAAGUGUUUUGCUGGAUCAGGGCCUUAUUCACUGAAGUGGAACUGUUCAUCAAUGCUGCUUUUACAUCUUUAUACAUUCUAUCUAAACUGCACUUUGCUUGAAUUGUAGAAUUGUUGCUUAAAUCAUUACUUACCAUGAUGUCAAGUGACACCUUCAAAUGUUAGAGCAUCUUUAGAUGUAACCACUCCAAGCCAACUUGUCAGUGUAGUGUAAAACCAGCAUUGAAACAUUGCAAAACCAGAAAUAAAUUGGACCAUUAAAUUACAUUGGUUGGUUUUUAGUUAAAACUCUUAGUGUGCUCAUUUUCAAUAGAUUUCUGAUUUUCCACUGUCUUGCAUCUUGUGAUUUCAUUUACAUUUGUGCGAAGUGGGUGUAAAAACACUGCAACCAGUAUACAUGAAUUGAGAAUUCUGAUUAGGUAGUUCUUUACAUCCAUCUACAUCCACAUGUUCAAAUGACUUCACUGGGUGUAAGAUAACAAAUACAGUGCCAGGCCUUUUGUAAACAACAUCAUGGCUCACUUAGAACUAAGUAUAGUAUUCAACAGGUAAAAACACAUUGUCUGUCUCCUUUAUACAAAAAGAUCCCAUUCAGAAAUACUGAAUCCAUUACAGUCUCAAGAAAUCUGAUAAAUGUGUAAAAUGAAAGCUCCGAAUGGGAACCAUGUUAGUUAGAAUGUUAGUAUAACACCCACACCUACAAAUACAUGCAAUGUAAUUUACUCAAGACAAGGUAGCUAAUUACUGGCAGUUUACAAUGUCGAUUGAUUAUUUUUAACUUUCAAAUGUGGAACAAUGUUUUUUUUUUUUUGAUGCUUUGAGAACAUAAUCAUUAAACAGGCAUGUGGCAUCACAGGCAAAUGGGUGCAUCUUUCCAUUCUGUUUAGUGUCAUCAGAGAAUCCAAGAAGCAGUUUAAGGAACCUGAUAUUUAAGUUGAGGCUAAGAAUUUAAUCUGGAACACUUAAAAAUGUCUUCACAUUUCUUGCACUGAGACUUCCUCUAUAAAGAAUACAUGAAGAAAACCAACUUUUCUAAAUAAUACAUGGAAGUUAAUGUGUAUUUUCAUUAUAGCAUAGUAUAUAUAACUAUCUCAAUGAAAAGAAAGGACAGGAUCAUCUGUAAUUAUGUAAUUCAACUGAUUGUAAACAGCACUGAAGUUACCAUGUAUGCACAUGUACAGUAGCUAUUUUGACAGUUACAGUGUGGUUACAUGUACUUCCAUGUAACACAGCAGUUAUAGUGUAAUUUAGUGCCACUUAUUGUAAAGUGUUACCAAAAGGAAAAUGGAACUCUUACCUUUACUAAUCUGUUCAAACUAAUGGUAAAUAUAUUAAAUUAACACCAUGAAUCUGACAUUCCAUUUCUUUAAUAAGGAGGUGAUAUAAAACUUCAUGUUCACCCCACAGCUUUCCCCACCACCUAACUAGAUUACUGCAAAUGUCCAAUCUCCUCACUCUUAGGAAAUGGUAAUCUGUGAUGAACAUACCAAAAAAAAAAUCAAAAAAAAAAAAAAUCAGCUACUUCAAUUGAAUCAGCUGCUAACAGAAACACCUGAGUAAUGCUUUUUAUUAAGUGGCACAAAGUACACACUAAAAACUAUGCAAAAAUAUAGGUAACUACAGUGUACUUACAUGUAAGUAUCUUGUACUUUCUGUGUAUGGAUAUUGGAAACCCAUGUAAUUAUAAUAUGCAUUUUGAUUAUUUUAAAAGAGGGGAACAAAAACCCUAGCAGUGAAAAUAAUUAACUUUAAAGUACGCACGUGCAAUAGUCAUGCUUAAUGCAAUAUGCUUAAUUCUUCUACUUCCAAUGAUACUUAAUUUAUAAUAACGCAUCUCUGUCCUCCCACCCCCCUAGCUCUGUCUCCUCUCUAGUACUAUUUAGGUCCUAUUAGACUCCAUUGAAACACUUUUAGAACAAAGUAAGAAUUCAACUCUGCUAAUGGCUUCAUUACCAGCAUACUGCAAGUUUGGCAACCCUGCUCGGAAAUCUCUUUUUGACUCAACAGAACAACGUUUUUCUUUUUUCCUUCUUGGGGGAGUCUAGCAAGCUAAGAUACUGAAAUGUAUUGCCAUAUGCCCUGUUUUUUUUUUAGCUUGAACAGCAGAGAGAAAGAAAUGGAGAACUGCAUUAUCCUGACCUCUAUUUUGUUGAACCACCUCACCUGGAAUUUUCACUAUUUCAUUCACAAUACAGUACUGUCAGGUAAUCUUACAUUGUGAGUACAAACUGCUUCUGUCAAAGUACAGAGGAAGCCUUUAGUGAUAAAGUUAACUUUUUCUAAACAUGAAAUUUUAUCACUGACCUUUUUCUUCUUGUUAUUUUCUGUCAUACCCUUCCAAAAAGUAAAUCACUGAAAGUAGUGAGAACAUGAAAUAAAAAAAGAAGAAAAUGAAUAUGUUAAAUGUAAUAUUGUAAAGCUUAAGUGAGUGCCAUUUCCUAUAUCGCUCCAUGCUUGCAUAUAAUAUUAUGAUUAUAGACAUUUAACAACUCCAGUUAGAUGAAAUGUAGGAAUUGAAAACAUGGGGUUAAACUGUUAAGCUACCUCUCAUGUUAAAUACUGGCUAUGAAGUGUCUUUAUACAUUUUAAAAAUAUUGCAAAGUCUUAGAUUUAGCCUCUAAAAUGGAUAAUUUUUAAGUUUUUCUGUUGACACUGAAAACAACUUCGUUGCAUUCAUGGCUCUUUAUCUAAUUUCCUCUAUCCAACAACCCCAAUUUUUACUAUCUUCUGUUAUAGGUAGUCCCACUGGGUAAUACUGUAGAUCAGAGGUCUCAAACUCAAUUUACCUUAUUGCCAGUGCCAGUCCUCAAAUCCUCCCAACGGGCCAAUAAUAUCACUGAAGAUGGUCUUCAGAAAAGAAAACCUUUAUAUUGUAUUUUUUAUUUUGAAUUUCUUAGAAAUAAUAAAACUGUCAUACAACUGUAUACAAUUUUUCACCUGCCAGAGAGUUUUUAGUGUUUGCCAGACACUUGGCAGUGCUUCAGUUCUGUCAGUUUGUUGAUGCUUGGCCUCAGUGACUGAGCAGUUGAAGCCGUCAGGAUUGUAGCAAGGUGUGCAUCAGAUAGUUGUGUUCGGUAUUUUGACUUGUUUAUAUUCAUUGUGGAAAAAAGUGAUGCUGCCUCCAUGGCUGACUCUGCCCGGCGACUAGUGAUCAUAUCUCUGUCCCUCUCCCUCAGCCAAUGGGAGCUGUGGGGGGCGGCACCUGCAGUAAACAUUACGGGCAGCAUGGCUGCAGGAGUCUGUCCUCUGUGGGCCACAGUAGGGAGGUUCUCGGGCUGGGACUUUCAGACCCCUGCUGUAGAUACUGGGCCACAUCCUCAGCUGCUAUAUUUCAGCUUAGCGCUGUUUCAUUUAGUUUAGGCUGAUUUACAUUGGCUGAAGAUGCAUCCCAUAAUGUUUAAAAACACACUGUUACACCAUACCAAUAUCUAUUAAAUAUGGAGAAGAACAUUAUACAAUUCAACUGUAACACAAUUACUUUCGCUAACAAAGAACGUAGGUUUGUAAUGUCAAUUCUAAAACCAUAUAUGCAAGUUUUUGCAUUACAUCAGUAAUAUGCAUGCUAUCAAGAUAUUCUAACUUGUCAUUUAUUUAAACUUAAUAUCUCCAAUAUACAUUUACAAUACAAAUAUUCAAUCCAGUAGAAUCUAGUGCAAAAAAAAUCAAAGAAAUGUGUCAAUAUGGCAGAGAUUAUUUCUGAAACUUUUCAACACCAGGAUUCCCUACAUGAUUGUUCUAGGAGGGCCUGAUUUAACUACCAAUCAAGUCAAAGGGAGUCAUCUGACAGACUGUAAGGGAAGUUAGCUCAGACCCACAAUGCUAUUCAAGUAUCACACCAACAUACUGCAUUUGGAGCAACUCAGAAGGAUGAUGGUGGGAGAGGGGGAAGAGGUGUGUGCAAACCUGGUUUUAUGCCAUUCCAAUCCAUGGCCCUUCUAACCUACCCCUAUUGCCAUUGAGCCUCCAAGGGGGCUGUUCCCAUUAGCUAGGAAUUGCCAGCGGCCAGCCCUGCCCAUGUUGCUGGGCAAAGCCCUUUGCACCGAGGUCAAAAAGGGAAAUGGUGUAGGAGCUGAUAUGGCUCUAGAGCACCUGGGGAUUCCAUAGCACAAUGAAAAGCCCUCAAGUAGCUGGUUAAACCAGCUUCAUCGCUUGUGUUUGUUGUCAAGGAUCUGUCCUUCUCCCCCAUCUUUUGUGUGUAAGUGACUUAAGGCUCUGCUGUGUUAAAAGGAGCAAUUGCUGAGGUGGAAGAAAGACUCUCCUUUCCAAUGAAUGCUUUAUGUUAUUGCAAAGGAAAAGUGAAAGAAUUUUUUAAAGAUUUCAGGUGCAAAAGCUUAACCUGCCAAGGGUCAGCACUUAAGCACUUUCCCUGUAUCCAGGGGUCAACCCAGCUGUGUUUCCUAUAUAUGCACUGGUCUCUCAUCUCAGCAUAAACUACUUACAGUCUUAUCCUGUCCUUAUGCACAGUGCUGAAAAUUGCUGAUUUUGUUUUCUUUUACAUUACUAGCUUUUCUUUUUUCUUUCUUCUUGUUUUACAUGAAAAUUAUUAGAGGGUUUUCAUACUAAAUACCCCCCCCCCCCCGUUUUUAAGGUAAGUUCUGUUUUAUAAAUAUUUAUGUGGCUCAAAAGAGGAGAAAAAUGUAUGAUAUUUGGAUCGAACUAUUGUUCCCUUCCCCUUCCUUUCUGCAGUAUAUUGGAUAAUGGUAGUUAACACACAAGUGAGAAUAUUAAGUCCUCAUUUAAGUGUAACUAGAUUUUCCCAUAUCCCUAUGUAAUGUACACAUACAGACACACAGACAGACAGACAGACACACAAACAAACGCAUCCUUAAAAUCACCUGCUUUUAUGUACUGAUUACAGCUAAACAGUGAACAAAGUAUUUGAGAUUUGGUCUCACGGACUACUGGAUUCAUACAUAACUCACUCUCAAAAUUCUUAAUGCACCAUUUCUAUUGAGUUCAACAGGAUUUAGCUCAAGUCCUUAAUCUAAAUGUUUGAGCUGAUCUUAAAUUCUUUUUUUAAGGGCUCCAACUCCAUUCCCUGCGCAUCCUUUACUAUUAGCAUAAAUAUUUUAUAACAAAAUAUUUUCAGUAUUGCAGGAAAGUUUGCUAGAAUACAAAAGGAGAAAUUUGUGAAAAGAUAUCAGCUAUUUCCAUUGAUAUUAUAUGUAACAGUAAUCUCAUAGAACUACAAUGUGUUAUGCUAUUAGACUUGCAAUUCACUGCAUUUGGAAGGAUAAAUUUCUAAGAAUAAAUAUAAACAUCAUGCUGUAAGUAAAAUCCAAUGGAAUUAAGCAUAUUGCACCGACGAUGGAAAUUCAGCUACUGCAUCUAAUUUUCUCAACAAUUGUAAGUGAACAAAAUGCAUAUUGUAAUGUUAGGUACAUGACACUUGCAUGUUGCUAUGCCUAUAUACUUACAGAGUAUUCAAUGUGUACUUAGUGGCGCUUAAGAAAUGUCAUGUACAGUUCUUAUAAACAUUCUUACAGGGUUCCCAUUUGCACUUCAUCUUUCAGUAAAGUCUUGUCAGAAAAAUGUCUGAUGAAUAUUAUUGAAAAAAAAUAAAAUUUCAAUUUUAGUUAUCUGUUGGACAUUA
Messenger RNA from Gopherus flavomarginatus (Mexican gopher tortoise), 9637 nucleotides. It is a transcript of the gene CADM2, whose product is annotated as cell adhesion molecule 2. Lineage: Eukaryota; Metazoa; Chordata; Testudines; Testudinidae. The record is from RefSeq and is a predicted model, not a curated record. The coding region runs from base 332 to 1666 and encodes 444 amino acids. The transcript is spliced from 11 exons.